This is a messenger RNA of Agrilus planipennis (emerald ash borer), 2289 nucleotides long. Its product is annotated as alkaline phosphatase 4-like. The transcript has 10 exons. Gene Ontology annotation, biological process: dephosphorylation. The record is from RefSeq and is a predicted model, not a curated record. NCBI's taxonomy places the organism in Eukaryota, Metazoa, Arthropoda, Insecta, Coleoptera, Buprestidae. Gene Ontology annotation, molecular function: alkaline phosphatase activity. Bases 438 to 2111 code for a protein of 557 amino acids.
UUGUGCUUCCGCGUAUAUGCAUAUGUGGAUGCAAGUGUAUCAUAGGGCUUAAAAAAAAAUUUCGAGCAACGUAAUAUACUUUUGACGAUCAGUUUUCCAUGUGAACAAAAGUUGACAGUCACCAAGUUUUAUUGCAAGUAACACGUGCUAGAAAAUCUCGUCUUAAAUCCUGAACUAACAAAUUAUUUAUUGUACAUUCCGGUUUCGUACGAAUUUGAUAAGAAUUUUCCCGGUUUACAAUUGCCAGGAUUAGUCAGUUUAAAAGGCGUCUGAACAUCCAUGAUUUUAUCAGUUUGAUCAUAACUUACAAUAGAUUCUUUCGAGGUCUAACUCUUAUCAACAAUGAGCUACUAAUUUUUUUUGGGCAACUGUCGCAUUUCGUUUAUUAACAAACUCUAAAUUUUACCUAUAAAUAUUGUCAAAUUCCAAUUUCAAAAAUGAACAAUUUUGGCCUCUACUUAAUUGUUUCGUUAUGUUUAAAAAGUUUUAUUCAUUGUGCUGUUGUAAAGGACAAUUUUAGAAGAUUCCCCCCCGCGACUGAAGAAAAACUGCUUCAACAAGAUCGAGAUUACUGGUGGCAAUAUGGUACGGAACAAUUGCAACGUGUUUUAGAAGAAAACGAAAGGCAAAGGCGCAACGUUGCCAAAAAUGUCAUCAUAUUUAUUGGAGAUGGAAUGGGAAUAUCGACUAUAACUGCUGCAAGGAUUUACAAAGGGCAAAGGGAAUAUGGGAAAAUGGGGGAAGAGCAUUGUUUAAAUUUUGAAAAUUUUCCAAACGUUGGUCUCGUAAAGACGUACACGGUGGACAAACAAGUGCCUGAUUCUGCUGCAACGGCAACGUCCAUAUUUUCAGGUAUCAAAACACGAUAUAAAAUGUUAGGCCUCGAUCAAACAAACUACGGCGAUAUUUUUAAUCCUAUCACUUAUGAAGAGGGAAAAUUGGAAGGAAUUAUGAAAUGGGCUCAAGAUGCUGGAAAGGACACAGGUAUUGUGACAACUACCAGAAUAACCCAUGCAACGCCUGCUGCCACUUACGCGAAUAUUAACCAUCGAGACUGGGAAUGUGACUCAAAAGUUCCUCCGGAAUAUCGCUCUCAAGUAAAAGAUAUACCCCGGCAAUUAGUCGAAGACGCUCCCGGAAAGAACUUCAGGGUAAUAUUAGGAGGUGGAUUACAAAUGAUGGGAUACGUGUACGACGCACAGCUGAAUGAAUGUCAACGAACGGAUAAUCUUAAUCUGACCAAAAUGUGGGAAGACGCUCACAGCACUUCAAACGCAAAAUUUGUAACCGAUAACCAAGGUUUGGCGUCUGUAGACGAAAAUACCGAAUAUUUGCUGGGCCUAUUUCACGCAAACCAUUUGCCAUUUGAGUUACAAAGAGAUGCGGGUCCAACAGGAACGCCAUCCCUUACAGACUUAACCGCAAAAGCCCUUCAACUAUUAAGAAACAGCCAAAAUGGAUAUGUUUUAUUAAUCGAAGGAGGAUUAAUAGAUAUAGCUCACCAUAAAAACACAGCCAGAAUGGCACUAUCAGAAGCCGCAGAAUUCGACAGAGCAAUCGAAUAUGCUUUAAACGAGACAAAUCCAGAUGAAACGUUAAUUUUAGUAACAGCCGACCAUUCGCAUGGAUUUACCAUUAGUGGUUAUCCAAAGAGAGGAAAUGACAUUUUAGGUCUUGGAAACGAAACAGCCAAGGAAAACACAUAUUACACUGCUGCGUAUGUAAAUGGACCAGGAUUUAAUUACCACUUUGUCCCUAAUAAGUCUCACCCCUGGAUAGAUGUCUCCGACGACGAAAAUUUGUACUCGAACCCUUUUUACGUACAUAGGGGUGCGGCAUACCUUAAAGACGAGACUCAUGGGGGUGAAGAUGUAGCAGUUUUUGCCACAGGUCCUGGAUCUCAAUUAAUCAGGGGUGUUUUUGAACAAAAUUAUUUGGCUCACGUGGUAAGCCACGCGGCCUGCAUUGGACCCCAUGCGACCCUUAACGAAUAUUGUAAUGACAUUACCGAAAGUUACUACAAGUCGAAUGGUGUACCGAGGACAAUGAGCUUUCACGUACUUUGUAUAUCAGUUGUCGUUAAAUUUAUGAUUUUGUUUAACAAUUUUUAAGUACGUAAUUUUAUUUAUUAUUUUUUGUGCUAUUCAUUUUCGUAAUUAUUUCAACUGUUGCCAAAUAAAAAUUGUACAAAACUAGUCUUCCUCGGAUUUUUGGAAAUAAUAAAUUGUUUAUCGAAAUGUUAAAAUCGUUGUGGCAUUUUCCAAAAGAAAUAAAGUAAUUGAAAUUUUA